This is a messenger RNA of Penicillium nucicola, 531 nucleotides long. Its product is annotated as histone H4. NCBI's taxonomy places the organism in Eukaryota, Fungi, Ascomycota, Eurotiomycetes, Eurotiales, Aspergillaceae. Gene Ontology annotation, molecular function: protein heterodimerization activity; DNA binding; structural constituent of chromatin. The record is from RefSeq and is a predicted model, not a curated record. Gene Ontology annotation, cellular component: nucleosome. Gene Ontology annotation, biological process: nucleosome assembly. The transcript has 3 exons. The coding region runs from base 1 to 312 and encodes 103 amino acids.
AUGUCUGGCCGUGGCAAAGGUGGCAAGGGUCUUGGAAAGGGUGGCGCCAAGCGUCACCGCAAGAUUUUGCGUGACAACAUUCAGGGAAUCACCAAGCCCGCUAUCCGUCGUCUCGCUCGUCGUGGUGGUGUCAAGCGUAUCUCCGCCAUGAUCUACGAGGAGACCCGCGGUGUCCUCAAGACCUUCCUCGAGGGUGUCAUCCGUGAUGCCGUCACCUACACUGAGCACGCCAAGCGCAAGACCGUCACAUCUCUCGACGUUGUCUACGCUCUUAAGCGCCAGGGCCGUACCCUCUACGGUUUCGGUGGCUAAAUCAUUUGUGCUUUUCUUUUCCGGGCUGGUUCUACGGUACGAUGGGACGUUGGGGUGUUCUCUGAUUUAUUUUACUACAAUCGUCAUGGGUCUCUGGGUUUGCUUUUACACUCGAUUACCACUAUUGCGCGUCCACUACGGGUCUGCUAGUGUUCGCUUCUGAGCUUUUUUGUAUCAUAGCGGCCUUCUUCAUUACGGCUGGCACCUUCACGGUGGGAU